Coregonus sp. 'balchen' is the source of this 10983-nucleotide messenger RNA. NCBI's taxonomy places the organism in Eukaryota, Metazoa, Chordata, Actinopteri, Salmoniformes, Salmonidae. The record is from the annotation of a GenBank genome assembly.
AUGAAUAACAGCACUCUAGAGACUGAUGGCAUUAGUGCUCUUGGCUUGAGCCAAACCAACACGAGCUGUAUUAAGAGUGAUGGCUUCAAGUACAUCCUGUACAUCUCGGUUUUCAGCCUGGUCUUCAUAGUCGGGCUGCUCUUCAACAUGGCUGCCAUGUACAUCUUCGCCUGCACACUGAAGUUGCGCAACGAGACCACCACCUACAUGAUGAACCUGGUGGUGUCCGACCUGCUCUUUGUCCUCACCCUGCCCUUCAGGAUCUUCUACUUUAUCAACCAGGAUUGGCCGUUCGGCAGGGGGCUCUGCCAGCUUUCUGUCUCCCUAUUCUACACCAACAUGUACGGCAGCAUUCUCUUCCUCACUUGCAUCAGUGUGGACCGCUUCCUGGCCAUCGUCCACCCAUUCCGAUCACAGGCGUUGCGGACGAAACGGAACGCCAAGCUGGCCUGCUGCGCUGUGUGGGUGUUGGUGCUGUCUGGCAGCCUUCCGACAGGCUUCCUCCUCGACACCACCUCGCUCAGGAACGAAAACUCCUCUGUCAACUACUGCUUUGAGAACUUCUCCAACAAGCAGUGGAAGUCCAGUCUGUCCAAGGUGGUGGUGUUUAUUGAGACGGUGGGAUUCCUGAUUCCAUUGUUAGUCAACAUCUUCUGCUCCGUUUCGGUCCUCCAGACACUGCGCCAGCCCCAGGCCAUCAGCCGCGGGGGCCAGCUCAACAAGAGCAACAUCCUGAGGAUGAUCGUGGUCCAUCUCCUCAUCUUCUGCUUCUGCUUCAUCCCCUACAAUGUCAACCUGGUGUUCUAUGCCCUGGUCCGCACCAAGCUGCUGAAGGGCUGCGUUGUGGAGUCGGUGGUGAGGACCAUCUACCCCAUCGCGCUCUGCAUUGCGGUCACCAACUGCUGUUUCGACCCCGUCAUCUACUACUUCACCUCCGAGACCAUCCAGAACUCCAUCAAACGUAAGUCUAUGGCAAUUCGCAACAAGAAUAAGCUGGGCAAGGGUCUUCAGACAGACACGCUGCAGAGCCAGAGCAUCAUGCAGAACAACCUGAGGACUCUGAGCGACAAAGUAUUUUACAACGAGUCCACUGUGUGACGUCAUCACCCACGAGCCACCUUGAUGAGGCAUCAGUGCGAUAUUUGACAUCAAUAUUUCAGUGAGCCAAUAUUUGGUGCAACACGCCCAGAUGAUCGGAGCUAACAGAUGGGAGAUGAGUGGUCUUGAGUGGAUUCUAUAGGAACCAUAGCAUCACAGGAACAAAGUGAGCAAACCCUAAAGUGCAGUUGCAUUAAGGGUACCAUCCAGUGACUCAGCUCUGAGUGUUGUCGUGUUAAAGGGAUACUUUGGAAUUUUGGCUAGCAUGCUAGCAGAAACCCAUAGACUUCCAGUCAUUGUGCAAAUGCUAGUUAGCACUGGCUCGCGAAACUACCUCUUACUUCCUUCAUACUGGACACAGAAACAUAAAAAAUGGUAUCCACAAGUUCAUCUGACUCUGGGGAAGUAGAUAAAAGGGCCUCAUUGCCAAAAUGAGGGGAGAAACCCUGGAGCGUGGUGCUACGGAUUUAGAAAAAAAUGUAUAAAAAAAAGUGUGAACAUUUACCCACAACACACUUUGUGACUUGUCAAACAGUGACUGGGGUCUCUAAAUGUUGUUUGAUUGAAAAACGUUUGAUACCAGGCAGUUGUCAAACAGUGUUUUACCUGUGACUAAGUACAGUAGAUUAAAAACUAAAAUGAUGAAAUAGCACUAUAGUGCAAGACAUUUGACUUGCAACCUAUUUCUCCCAAUAGUGAUGGUGCCUUGAAUGAAUAAAAAGUAAGCAAGCAAGUUCUCAUCUGUUUUGUUAAGUCACUAUGAAGAGAUGGCGGUAAAUGUAUGAUAUUACCCAGGUUUACCUUUGCACGCCACAUAUUGAUUUGUGGGUAAUAAACAGAGUGAGAUAUUUAGAGCAUUUUACAAACGUAGGUGGUUAUCAGUCUUUCAGAUGUAUGACAUUGCCUCACUAGCGUAGCAAUAAUACCUUCUACCUUGCUCACAUGAAUCAAACAACUUAAAACAACAAAUAGCUAGCGCACACAGAACCCACCUCAAACCAUUGCCAAGCAUGACAAAGGACGUCUGGCUAGCUUAUGAUAACGGGUUGAAUCAUUAUUUUAAGGAGUGGCACACCAUAACCAAUGUCGCCUUAGAGACCAUAACAAUGAUUAAGAGUGUGAAACAAAAACAGAGUAAGAAAGUGGAUUUAAGCCUGAUCUAAGAUCACUGGUUGGUUAUUUUACAUAGAAAACCCCCAAAGUUAAACCAAAGAGAAAAGGCUAUGAACACAUUCUGGCCCUGUUAAGCAACAUAGAAUACCAGACUAUCAUAUCCGAGGGCUAUAACCUGAAGAAAACUGCUCUUCAACAGCAUCAGCCAUGUGGGAAAUGUGAGAAACAUCUGGGCUGUUAUACAGCCAGAGGGCAGAGGCAUAGCUACCAGUGGUGGGUGGGUGGCCAAAAUGUACAACAAAGUAAAAAAGUCAACAAAUAACUAAAUCAACACUGAAGGAUUAUGGGAAAGAAAAACUGCUCAAUGCUAAGUAUUUCAGGCCAUCAACAUAUUAUUCAUAGAUUGGGCAUUUCAUAUCAGGGUUUCUUGUCAACGCCAUGUAAGAAGGUGAUACAUUUGAGCAAUCUAUGGCUUUACUAUGAGAAGAACAUUCCCAUUCUCUCAGCUGACAGACACACUGCUCUUCUUCACUACUCACUCAUCUGAUGGGAAGGAUUGUGAAACCAAAGCAGUCGAGUGAGCACACGCUUUUGUGGGGAAAGUGUGCAGAUUGUUGGGCUUUGGCACCAAUCCUCAAACAUACAAGAGGUGAUGUGAACACAAAACAAGCCAAACAGGCCUAAACAUCCAUAAACACUGGAAGAGUGAUGUUGUUUCUGUCAGUUACAGUACUCAGCAUACAGCCUAAUUAAAAACACUGACACUACAUAAAAUGUGUAAAUGUAUAGAAGACAACAGGCACCAGAGGAAAACUGUCUUAUGUGGAGACUUAACUAGCAGCUCCAGGAUAUUGCCUUGCUUCAAUUAUAAUGCCAUACCAGUUAACUGGUCAAUGAGAUGCAUUGAGAGGGUUGUCUGGGAGUUGGGACAGUGACGGUGAGGUUAAACACCACUAUUGAUUCAGUGUAACCAGAGGACAGAAUGUGUGUGUGUGUGUGUGUGUGUGUGUCGGAGAGAGAUUGUAUAAAGGUGUCCGAACGUAGGAGUAAACUGAAAUGGUUAUCUUAGACCCUUCAUUUCAAAUGGACCAAGAACACAGCCAAAUCAAACCGAGCACCAUUUCAGUAGAGGACUGAGGCUGGACACCAAAAUACGAUAUUUCCUUUGAAAACGACUUACCGUGGAGUAAGAGAAUCUUGGAUUAUCACAAUCUUUCCAAAACAUAAGUGAAUGUCUUCAUGUACUCAAUAACCAGCUUGCACUCAAAAUAUGACACUUUACACACACAAUUCUUAUAGCCUCAAAAGAUGGGAAAAUCUGAAGUGUCAUUUAAGACAGUUUUGUGCAUGGGUUUUACAGAAAUAUCCUUGUUUCUGAGUCUCAAAUCCCUGAAGAAACUAUUAAGAUAUUGUGCAGCUAAGAAUAUUAGGCUAUAGAUGUUCUAGUCUAUAGAGAUUGUAAGAGUUCAUUUUCCAAGGAACUAGGAAGGAGAGACACUAAGGAAAAAGGCUUGUUCUCCAGGGUAACACUAAGUGCAUCAAGUCUGGGGAUUUCUAAAUAUUUUCUCUGCCUGGAGCAUGUGCUUGAGUUUCUCUGAAAGACACACACACUACUCUUGGGAGGAAUUUGACUGCCAUCUUCUUUCCUAGUAAAUCACAGACGAACUCCAGAUAGUCCUACAGUUAGAUUCUAUGUCAAAUCUGACAUGAGGCUUAACAAGAGCUCUCUGUUCACAGCAGAAAACAAAAGUGACAGUGGUCAUGGAAAUGACACUAGAUGGCAUGCUAAUCUCUAUUGGAAAGCACUACAUUGCAUUUUCAAAUCAACCAUUAACAAAUGUGGGAUGAUUAUUUUCUACAGGAUAUUGAAGUUAUUUACAUACCUUAGUCACAGUGGGCCCAUACUUGCUUGCGUACAUUAGAAUUUACACCAAAAAAAAACGUGCAUCAGACAAUUAUAAUUCUAACGUAGAUGCACGUGAAAAAAACCUACGUUAGAUGUUUCCAUUACAUAACCUGAGAUGCGUGAUUUGAAAGCUUCUUCUAUCGCCAACAUGACUAGCAAAAUUAUUAAAUACAAUCUUACAGUGUUAGGCUUUCACAAGGCAAUUCAGAGAAACAGAUCAUCAUUUUGGUGCGCAUAGAAAGGAGUCAUGAGCGCGUGGCAAACUUAAAACUUUUUUCACAAUAAACAAGCAUAUGCUCAUUCUGUUCAGAACAACCCAGCGUAUGACGUCAUCUUGUAACUGUACCUCAAACAUGAUAAUCAUAAAACGUUGACACUGUAUAUGGCAUGAGUUUUAUGAUUUGGAGAUGUGAAGUGCACAUUUGGACUUGCUUGUAUGACAAAGCAGUAUUUAUUAUAAUCCUCAACAAUUCAUCUUUCAAAAUACAGUGAGGGAAAAAAGUAUUUGAUCUCCUGCUGAUUUUGUACGUUUGCCCACUGACAAAGACAUGAUCAGUCUAUAAUUUUAAUUUUAUUUGAACAGUGAGAGACAGAAUAACAACAAAAAAAUCCAGAAAAACGCAUGUCAAAAAUGUUAUAAAUUGAUUUGCAUUUUAAUGAGGGAAAUAAGUAUUUGACCCCCUCUCAAUCAGAAAGAUUUCUGGCUCCCAGGUGUCUGUUAUACAGGUAACGAGCUGAGAUUAGGAGCACACUCUUAAAGGGAGUGCUCCUAAUCUCAGCUUGUUACCUGUAUAAAAGACACCUGUCCACAGAAGCAAUCAAUCAAUCAGAUUCCAAACUCUCCACCAUGGCCAAGACCAAAGAGCUCUCCAAGGAUGUCAGGGACAAGAUUGUAGACCUACACAAGGCUGGAAUGGACUACAAGACCAUCGCCAAGCAGCUUCGUGAGAAGGUGACAACAGUUGGUGCGAUUAUUCGCAAAUGGAAGAAACACAAAAGAACUGUCAAUCUCCCUCGGCCUGGGGCUCCAUGCAAGAUCUCACCUCGUGGAGUUGCAAUGAUCAUGAGUUGGUGAGGAAUCAGCCCAGAACUACACGGGAGGAUCUGGUCAAUGAUCUCAAGGCAGCUGGGAGCAUAGUCACCAAGAAAACAAUUGGUAACACACUACGCCGUGAAGGACUGAAAUCCUGCCGCGCCCAAAAGGUCCCCCUGCUCAAGAAAGCACAUAUACAUGCCCAUCUGAAGUUUGCCAAUGAACAUCUGACUGAUUCAGAGGAGAACUGGGUGAAAGUGUUGUGGUCAGAUGAGACCAAAAUGGAGCUCUUUGGCAUCAACUCAACUCGCCGUGUUUGGAGGAGGAGGAAUGCUGCCUAUGACCCCAAGAACACCAUCCCCACCGUCAAACAUGGAGGUGGAAACAUUAUGCUUUGGGGGUGUUUUUCUGCUAAGGGGACAGGACAUCUUCACCGCAUCAAAGGGGCGAUGGACGGGGCCAUGUACUGUCAAAUCUUCGGUGAGAACCUCCUUCCCUCAGCCAGGGCAUUGAAAAUGGGUCGUGGAUGGGUAUUCCAGCAUGACAAUGACCCAAAACACACGGCCAAGGCAACAAAGGAGUGGCUCAAAAAGAAGCACAUUAAGGUCCUGGAGUGGCCUAGAGAGUCUCCAGACCUUAAUCCCAUAGGAAAUCUGUGGAGGGAGCUGAAGGUUCGAGUUGCCAAACGUCAGCCUCGAAACCUUAAUGACUUGGACAAGAUCUGCAAAGAGGAGUAGGACAAAAUCCCUCCUGAGAUGUGGGCUAACCUGGUGGCCAACUACAAGAAACGUCUGACCUCUGUGAUUGCCAACAAGGGUUUUCCACCAAGUACUAAGUCAUGUUUUGCAGAGGGGUCAAAUACUUAUUUCCCUCAUUAAAAUGCAAAUCAAUUUAUAACAUUUUUGACAUGCGUUUUUCUGGAUUUUUUUGUUGUUAUUCUGUCUCUCACUGUUCAAAUAAACCUACCAUUAAAAUUAUAGACUGAUAAUUUCUUUGUCAGUGGGCAAACGUACAAAAUCAGCAGGGGAUCAAAUACUUUUUUCCCUCACUGUACAUAGUCAACUUAAUUUACAGCAUUUCCCCUAACUAAAAAAAACAAACAUUUGUUGCCCAAUUACCAGGAGGGAUCGGGCAACUUGUCGCACGCGGUGCUCAAGUUCAGAACGGCUGCCAGUCAAAACCCAUACAGUGCUAUGAAGCACAGAGCCAAAGCUCUGACGUCAUGUAUAGCAUGUUACUGUACAGGCGCUUAUUAGUGCCCAAAUCUGCCAUUUUCAACCCGUAUACGGGUACAAGUGUAAAGGGUUAACACUUUACUGUAUAUCCACCAACCAAUGGUAUUUCUUAAAAUAGGUCAAUUUGGCCACCAGAGGGAUAUUUCAAACUUCCAAAUUCAAGGUUUACUUUUGUUCCACUUGGUCUAUCUCAAGUGCCAAUAUUGCAUGAUGUAUCCUUGACUAAGCUACUAACAUUAAACCAAAUUCAAAAAGGCAUGUUUUCGCAUAUGACAAAAUCCCAAGUUUCUGCUCAUCCAUUUUACACACAUCCAUGUGCUUUUACAGGAAAAAGAUAAAAAGGAGGUCUAUACAACAUUUAAGUUUACCAUACAUCGUUAAAAAACAAACAUUGAAGAGCCUUAUGGACUUGUCAAAUGGCUGUGAUGUACCGUCAUCAUCAUUGGCACACAUCGGCCCGCUAAAGCGGUUGACUAAAACUAUAGUUCACAUUCACUGUGGGGUCGAGCCCCCCUUGCGUCAAAUAUUUUUGUUUAAGGAAAACACUUCACUGCUGGUCCUUGAUGCAUAUAACGUAUGUGACGAAGUGGAUGAUAGCAAUGCAUAUAAAACUUUGUACAUGUACAUUUAUGUAGGCUAACUCACUAAUAUACACUCAGUGGCCAGUUUAUUCACGAAAAUGGUUCACUUCUACAGACAGUGAGUCAGGUGGCAUUGGCUUGCUAUAUAAAGCAGGCAGACAGGCAUCGAGGCAUUCAGUUACUCAUCGAUUGAACGUCAGAAUGGGCAAAACAAGUGACUUAAGAGACUGAGCGCGGUAUGAUCGUCGGGUGCGCCGGUUCCAGUAAAUAACGGCGCAGUACAACAGUGGUGUGCAGAAUGGCAUCUCGGAACGCACAACGUCAGUCCUUGUCACGGACGGACUAUUGCAGCAGACGACCACAUGGGGUUCCACUCCUAUCAGCAAAAAACAAGAAGAAGUGGCUCCAGUGGGUACGCGAUCACCAACACUGGACAAUUGAGGAGUGGAAAAACAUAACCUGGUCUGACGAGUCCCGGUUCCUGUUGCGUCAUGCUGAUGGCAGUCAGGAUUUGGCGUACGCAGCAUGAGUCCAUGGCCCCAUCCUGCCUGGUGUCAACAGUACUGACUGGUGGCGGUGUAAUGGUGUGGGGAAUGGUUUCCUGGCACACGUUAGGUCCCUUGAUACCAAUGGAGCAACAUUUCAACGCCACACCUUGUAGAAUCCAUGCCACGAAGAAUUCAGGCUGUUCUGGAGGCAAAAAGGAAGGUCCGGCCAUGUACUAGAAGGGUGUACCUAAUAAACUGGCUAAUGAGUGUAUGCAAGGGAUAAUCAACGAGGGGCUAUGCGUUCUAUGGAAAAUAAUGCACAACGUGGAAGGUACAGUGGGGAAAAAAAGUAUUUAGUCAGCCACCAAUUGUGCAAGUUCUCCCACUUAAAAAGAUGAGAGAGGCCUGUAAUUUUCAUCAUAGGUACACGUCAACUAUGACGGACAAAAUGAGAAAAAAAAAUCCAGAAAUUCACAUUGUAGGAUUUUUAAUGAAUUUAUUUGCAAAUUAUGGUGGAAAAUAAGUAUUUGGUCAAUAACAAAAGUUUCUCAAUACUUUGGUAUAUACCCUUUGUUGGCAAUGACACAGGUCAAACGUUUUCUGUAAAUCUUCACAAGAUUUUCACACACUGUUGCUGGUAUUUUGGCCCAUUCCUCCAUGCAUAUCUCCUCUAGAGCAGUGAUGUUUUGGGGCUGUCGCUGGGCAACACUGACUUUCAAUUCCCUCCAAAGAUUUUCUAUGGGGUUGAGAUCUGGAGACUGGCUAGGCCACUCCAGGACCUUGAAAUGCUUCUUAUGAAGCCACUCCUUCGUUGCCCGGGCGGUGUGUUUGGGAUCAUUGUCAUGUUGAAAGACCCAGCCACGUUUCAUCUUCAAUGCUCUUGCUGAUGGGAUGGUGUUCUUUGGAUGCAACUCAGCAUUCUUUGUCCUCCAAACACGACGAGUUGAGUUUUUACCAAAAAGUUCUAUUUUGGUUUCAUCUGACCAUAUGACAUUCUCCCAAUCCUCUUCUGGAUCAUCCAAAUGCACUCUAGCAAACUUCAGACGGGCCUGGACAUGUACUGGCUUAAGCAGGGGGACAUGUCUUGCACUGCAGGAUUUGAGUCCCUGGCGGCGUAGUGUGUUACUGAUGGUAGGCUUUGUUACUUUGGUCCCAGCUCUCUGCAGGUCAUUCACUAGGUCCCCCCGUGUGGUUCUGGGAUUUUUGCUCACCAUUCUUGUGAUCAUUUUGACCCCACGGGGUGAGAUCUUGCGUGGAGCCCCAGAUCGAGGGAGAUUAUCAGUGGUCUUGUAUGUCUUCCAUUUCCUAACAAUUGCUCCCACAGUUGAUUUCUUCAAACCAAGCUGCUUACCUAUUGCAGAUUCAGUCUUCCCAGCCUGGUGCAGGUCUACAAUUUUGUUUCUGGUGUCCUUUGACAGCUCUUUCGUCUUGGCCAUAGUGGAGUUUGGAGUGUGACUGUUUGAGGGUUGUGGACAGGUGUCUUUUAUACUGAUAACAAGUUCAAACAGGUGCCAUUAAUACAGGUAACGAGCGGAGGACAAGAGGAGCCUCUUAAAGAAGAAGUUACAGGUCUGUGAGAGCCAGAAAUCUUGCUUGUUUGUAGGUGACCAAAUACUUAUUUUCCACCAUAAUUUGCAAAUAAAUUCAUUAAAAAUUCUACAAUGUGAUUUUCUGGAGAAAAAAAAUCUCAAUUUGUCUGUCAUAGUUGAUGUGUACCUAUGAUGAAAAUUACAGGCCUCUCUCAUCUUUUUAAGUGGGAGAACUUGCACAAUUGGUGGCUGACUAAAUACUUUUUUCCCCCACUGUAUAUGUGCUUUCUUGAGCAGGGGGACCUUGCGGGCGCUGCAGGAUUUCAGUCCUUCACGGCGUAGUGUGUUACCAAUUGUUUUCUUGGUGACUAUGGUCCCAGCUGCCUUGAGAUAAUUGACAAGAUCCUCCCGUGUAGUUCUGGGCUGAUUCCUCACCGUUCUCAUGAUCAUUGCAACUCCACAAGGUGAGAUCUUGCAUGGAGGCCGAGGGAGAUUGACAGUUCUUUUGUGUUUCUUCCAUUUGCGAAUAAUGGCACCAAAUGUUGUCACCUUCUCACCAAGCUGCUUGGCGAUGGUCUUGUAGCCCAUUCCAGCCUUGUGUAGGUCUACAAUCUUGUCCCUGACAUCCUUGGAGAGCUCUUUGGUCUUGGCCAUGGUGGAGAGUUUGGAAUCUGAUUGAUUGAUUGCUUCUGUGGACAGGUGUCUUUUAUACAGGUAAUAAACUGAGAUUAGGAGCACUCCCUUUAAGAGUGUGCUCCUAAUCUCAGCUCGUUACCUGUAUAAAAGACACCUGGGAGCCAGAAAUCUUUCUGAUUGAGAGGGGGUCAAAUACUUAUUUCCCUCAUUAAAAUGCAAAUCAAUUUCUAACAUUUUUGACAUGCGUUUUUCUGGAUUUUGUUGUUGUUAUUCUGUCUCUCACUGUUCAAAUAAACCUACCAUUAAAAUUAUAGACUGAUCAUUUCUUUGUCAGUGGGCAAACAUACAAAAUCAGCAGGGGAUCAAAUACUUUUUUCCCUCACUAUAUGUCAACUAUUUUAAUUGGCUGAUGCACAGUUUGAGACAGAAAAAAAGUUUUAACUUACAACUUUUUCUAAUGUUCAGAAGUAUGGACCCAGUGGGUUUUACAAGUAGGGAGAACAGUUACUGGGAUGGAAAAUUCCCUUUGCAUUGACCAGGUGUGUGUUUGCGUGUGAGAGGGGUUGUAGACUUUUCCAUUAGAUUCAAAGUAACUCCAAUCCUGCUGUGCCAGCAGACUACUCUCAAGAUCACCAGUGUGCAAAUAUAAAAAAUUCAUAAAGAGUAUGAGUCUAAUUAAGCGUAUAUCUGCUGCAUGUUAAACUGCUGGAACAGUAGGUACAGUAUCUAGCCCUAUUUUUCAUCAUAUUCCCUUAUUUUCUCCCCAGACAUGAGGGAGACAAAGCAAUGAGGUGCAACCAGAAAGACCAAAGCUAUCCAUGGAUUUGAGGAACCAGACAGAGGUGGUGGCCCUCUCCCACCCGCUCUUCCCUACUGUACCGUUGACGUCAGCUACCGCUUCACCUUCUACCAGGAGUCCUACAGCGUCAUCUUCCUGCUGGGGUUGGCCACCAACGGGCUGGCCCUGCGCAGACUGUGGCUCUCCCCCUGCACCCUCACCAGCACCGCCAUCUACAUGGCCAACCUAUCUGCUGCAGACCUGUUCUUCGUGUUGUCCCUGCCCCUGGGGAUCUACUACUACCACAAGGCCCAGGCCCACUCCCAGGCACUGCCUACCCCCUGGACCCCUGGAGAGAUGUUCUGUCAGCUGACCUUCACCCUUAAGUAGCCUGUAUGGAGGGAUCUUCUUUCUGGUCUGUGUCGCUGUUGACAGCUACGUUGCUGUGGUGCACCCUCUGGUGGUGCCCCCUCGCAGGCUGUGUGCGGCGCAGCUGCUGAGCGGAGGGAUCUCUGUGGUGGUGCUGGGGCGCAGCGUGGCCCUGCCUCUGCUGCGCUCCGCCGCGGCACACUGCCCUGCCUUCUAG